Molecule: messenger RNA, 453 nt
Organism: Salpingoeca rosetta
Lineage: Eukaryota; Choanoflagellata; Craspedida; Salpingoecidae
Exons: 3
Coding region: 1-453 (150 amino acids)
Source: RefSeq, a predicted model, not a curated record
AUGGGCGUUGGUGUAUCGCUUGGGCGCAAUGCUUUCCCAGCACGAGACGCCAUCGCGUUGCUUUGCAGCGAGGAGAAGGUCUCACGCGACAAAGAGGAUGACGAAAGCGGUGUCUUCCAGCAGAUCUUGGAUAGCCAGUUUGGUGUCGCAACAUCACAGAGGGAUGUGGACACAAUUGAACACAUUGCACUGCCACUGUGUCUGCGGCUUAUGAAGAACAACUUGUGGACCAACAACUUCUCCACCUUCCUCGACGCAACCCUCAAGGCUCUCAACACUGCACUUGCCAAACCCGUCGAUGCCAUUACACCGUGCGUGCCCGUGUUUGUCGCAGCAGUCAGAGGAGGAGGAGGAGGAGGAGGAGGUGGAGGUGGAGGAGGUGGAGGACGAGGUGGUGGUGGCGGCGGUGGCGGCGGUGGUGGUGAACAUGGUCAUGUCUUCUUGCCAGUGUAG